AUGAAACGUCUGGCUCCGAAAGACGCUAAAUUACGCAUCUCCGCACCCCAUGAACGUCUCUAUUCGACGUGGAUUGGUGGCUCAAUCCUUGCCUCUUUGGACACCUUCAAGCGCAUGUGGAUCUCUAAACGCGAAUACGAAAGCGAAGGUGCAAACAUUCUGCAUAGGAAGUUCCUGUGA
Dibothriocephalus latus is the source of this 180-nucleotide messenger RNA. NCBI's taxonomy places the organism in Eukaryota, Metazoa, Platyhelminthes, Cestoda, Diphyllobothriidea, Diphyllobothriidae. The record is from the annotation of a GenBank genome assembly.